Nanorana parkeri is the source of this 662-nucleotide messenger RNA. RefSeq names its product NADH:ubiquinone oxidoreductase subunit AB1 (gene NDUFAB1). The coding region runs from base 64 to 510 and encodes 148 amino acids. Gene Ontology annotation, biological process: fatty acid biosynthetic process. Gene Ontology annotation, cellular component: mitochondrion. Gene Ontology annotation, molecular function: acyl carrier activity; acyl binding. NCBI's taxonomy places the organism in Eukaryota, Metazoa, Chordata, Amphibia, Anura, Dicroglossidae. The transcript has 5 exons. The record is from RefSeq and is a predicted model, not a curated record.
UCCUCCGGAAAUCUCGUUGGUCCCGUCCGCGCCGCGGUGCAGUGUGGGUAGCCGCUGUCAGCCAUGGCGUCCCGUGCCCUCUGUGUGUGUGUCCGCGCAGCGCUGCGCCCAAUUCCCCGGCGGUCUGUGGCGGCCCUAAGCGGAGCCGUGUGCCGGCAGCACUCCACCCUGAGCAGGCGUGCAGAGCCGGCCCCGCUCCUCAGCACACAGGUCUCCAAUCACUUAUAUCAAUCAUGUCGCCAGUACUGUGCACCUCCCCUAACUCUGGAAGGCAUUGCAGAUCGAGUUUUAUAUGUAUUGAAGCUGUAUGAUAAGGUCGACCCAGAAAAGCUCACCGUCAACUCUCAUUUCAUGAAAGACCUGGGACUGGAUAGUUUGGACCAAGUUGAAAUAAUCAUGGCAAUGGAGGAUGAGUUUGGUUUUGAGAUCCCAGAUGCCGAUGGUGAGAAGUUGAUGACGCCCCAAGAGAUAGUAGAUUACGUUGCAGAUAAGCACGAUGUAUACGAAUGAAGUAUAUGUACCAAGUUCUUUGUUUAUUGUAGUUGUGCUGGGCGUCUUCUUGGCGCACCUGCAUGUUGUGCCACCACAGCUGCCGUCACCACUUCUUCCAGGAUCCUGUAUUUAAACUGUCUGUGUUGGCCUUUAAUAAAUGUAAAACCACA